Messenger RNA from Penicillium paradoxum, 687 nucleotides. Its product is annotated as GPI anchored serine-threonine rich family protein. Lineage: Eukaryota; Fungi; Ascomycota; Eurotiomycetes; Eurotiales; Aspergillaceae. The record is from RefSeq and is a predicted model, not a curated record. Bases 1 to 687 code for a protein of 228 amino acids. The transcript has 6 exons.
AUGCGGAUGAACAUCGUGUCUUUGGCAGCUUUGGCCGCUACGGCUGCAGGUCUUGUGGUCACCUCGCCGCGGAUUGGUGAGAAGAUUGAUCCCGAUCAGCCCCUGACUAUCAAGUGGCAGGUUGUCACAACCGACCCGGAUACCUUCAACAUUGAGCUGGUCAAUCAGAAUGUGUAUCCCCCGACGACCGAGGUCGUGGCCCAGGAUGUAGACUCCUCUUCGGGUUCCUAUACCGUCAAGGCGAAGAGCUUCACAGGCGUGGACACGGGGAAGGGAUAUCAGAUCAACUUCCUCUCCCCAGACAAUGGCAUUCUGGCUCAAUCGCAGCAGUUCCGAGUGACCGAGCCCGGUGAACUUGCUAGUAGUUCUGGUAAGGAAACCAGCACUGCGCUUGAAACUUCGUCUAUCUCUGCGUCGUCCUUGCUGUCUUCCACCGUGUCGACCAGUGAUCUUACUUCUCUCUUCAACAAUAACACCUUCAACCUCUUCUUUCGUCACAGUCUCAACUACCCCGACCACUUCUACUUCCCUAAUUACUUCUACUCCCAUAACCACAUCUUCUAUCUCAACUACACCAUCCACAUCCUCUUCCACCUCGACUUCCACAAGCACUAUCUCUUCUACAUCACAUUCCACCCACACCUCCUCCACUGUCUCAACUCAGACUUCCACCAUCACUUCGACUAG